UUCUUUCUUAUUUUUCAUCUUUAACGAAAAGAAAGAAAAUGUUGAAGUUGUUUGGUCGUGAAAGGCCGAUCCAUGAAAUACUUGGAAGUGGAAAAGUCGCAGACAUUUUAUUAUGGAGGAACAAAGCUAUAUCAGGUGCGCAUUUUAUUGGCAUGAUGGGGAUAUGGUUUCUUUUUGAGGUUGCAGAGUAUAAUCUUGUGACAUUUUUUUGUCACGUGACAAUCACCACCAUGCUUGUAGUAUUUAUUUGGUCAAAUGGAGCUCGAGCCUUCAAUUGGACUCCACCCAAUAUCCCGGUAAUCCAACUUGAGGAAUCAAUGUUAUAUAAAGAUUUAUGUGAAAAAGUGAACUUCUUCAUGUUGACGCUCAUCAACAUUGCAUGUGGAAAUGACAUUAUACACUUUUGUUUGACACUUCUCGCUAUUGAGUUACUAGCAAUGAUCGGGAACUAUGUCUCCACACCAAAUCUUCUUUUUAUAGUGUUGGUGUGCAUGGGGACGCAUCCACAUUUGUACGAGAAGCAUGAAGCGAAGGUUGAGAGUUUGGUUGACCUGAUUAAUCAAAAAGUUUUCGAGAUAUACAAGACGCUCAACGAAAAUAUUAUUUCGAAAAUACCAAAAUGGCCUAAGAAAACCGACUGAUACUAGAUCGACUAAACGAAUCCGUCAAACAAUGGUGUUCAUUUAUUUGUCACAAACUUACAAUGAACACGUACUACUACACGCAGGUUUAUAUAACCUAGCUAAAAUACCUAAUAUAACCUGGAAAUUCAUGUGAAAUAUGUUUCACGAAGAUAUAGCGGGGUGGUAAAACAAUGUAUAAGUUAAUGAAAACGAAUUAAAGUGACAUUUUAGAUUA
Molecule: messenger RNA, 858 nt
Organism: Helianthus annuus (common sunflower)
Lineage: Eukaryota; Viridiplantae; Streptophyta; Magnoliopsida; Asterales; Asteraceae
Product: reticulon-like protein B9
Exons: 5
Coding region: 39-641 (200 amino acids)
Source: RefSeq, a predicted model, not a curated record